This is a messenger RNA of Colias croceus (clouded yellow), 1125 nucleotides long. RefSeq names its product collagenase-like. Gene Ontology annotation, molecular function: serine-type endopeptidase activity. The transcript is spliced from 7 exons. Gene Ontology annotation, biological process: proteolysis. NCBI's taxonomy places the organism in Eukaryota, Metazoa, Arthropoda, Insecta, Lepidoptera, Pieridae. The record is from RefSeq and is a predicted model, not a curated record. The annotation marks the transcript as partial.
AAAUAUACAUUGCGAUAUUUUUUUCAGGCUUUUGCCGACUCCCGACUGGCUUAUCCUGAAGAUGUUCGUGCGAACACAGGCAGGAUCGUCUCCGGCUGGGAGGCGGAAGAGGGACAGUUCCCCUACCAGCUCUCUCUCCGUAUGGUGAACAACGAGGCUGCAGUGUUCGCGUGUGGAGCUACCCUUAUUCAUAAUGAGUGGGCACUCACUGCCGCUCAUUGUACUGCAAUGCGCAUUACCAUCGUAGUCCGCGUCGGAGUGACCCAAACCACAAGACCAGCUCUGAUCUUCGAAACCACGGAGUACUAUAACCAUCCGUUGUACAUCGAGGAGUUGCCGUUUGUGCAGCAAAAUGAUAUUGGUGUUAUCAAGUUCCCGAGACCUGUUGAAUACAGUGAUGUGAUCAAACCCAUUAGAUUGCAAUCUUCUGCUGAUAAGGACAAGAACUACGAUGGCCUAAUCUUACUCGCUACGGGCUGGGGCAGAAACUGGACUAAUGGUGUAUCCCCUGAGAACAUGAACUGGGUUUACCUUACCGGAGUAGCGAACCAGGACUGCCGCGCCGCGUUUGGAGGCUCUAGUACUAUCGUUGCGUCUACUAUCUGCGCUGGGUUCUACAAUGUGACCAGCCAGUCUACUUGCCAGGGUGACAGCGGCGGCGGUCUCACCGUGGUGGAUGAAGAUGGCAUCGUCUCGCAAGUUGGUGUAUCCUCUUUCGUGUCCUCCUCUGGUUGCCACACACCUAUCCCUGCUGGUUUCAUCCGUCCCGGACACUACCAUGACUGGUUCUACGAAGUGACUGGAAUUAAUUUCGACUGGGUCCCGGGACAAGAAGAAGACAGUGAAUCCAGUGAAUCCAGUGAAAGCGAGUCCAGUGAAAGUGAAUCAAGUGAAAGUGAGUCCGAUGAGGAUGAGGAUGAGUCUAAUGAAGAUGAAGAUGGUGAUAAUGAGGAUGGAGAUAAUGAAGAUGGAGACAAUGAAGAUGGAGAUAAUGAAGAUGGAGACAAUGAGGAUGGAGACAAUGAAGAUGGGGAUAAUGAAGAUGGGGACAAUGAAGAUGGGGAUAAUGAGGAUGGUGAUAAUGGAAACGGAGAAGAAGAAGAAGCUUUUGGUUUGAGAAUGUAA